Molecule: messenger RNA, 1617 nt
Organism: Dacryopinax primogenitus
Lineage: Eukaryota; Fungi; Basidiomycota; Dacrymycetes; Dacrymycetales; Dacrymycetaceae
Product: phosphoglycerate mutase-like protein
Exons: 7
Coding region: 1-1617 (538 amino acids)
Molecular function (GO): acid phosphatase activity
Source: RefSeq, a predicted model, not a curated record
AUGCAGGCCGAAGACUAUCAACCCGAGCGAGUUGUGUUUCGACCUGCUGCACCUUACGCGGGGUCUACGCUUGCCCCCGCCAGACCAAUCAUCCACCCGUCGAACGCAAUAACCUCUCUGUUUCCAGCAAAGAAUGGACCAGCGGGACCGACGCCGACUGGUGCUGAGGCUGGAAUGAUUCAAACUGCGUCGUCGUAUCCAAUGAAGGACCACCCUGAUAUCCUCAUGGGCCCCAAACCUGCGUCUGAUGACUUCGACAUCUUCAAGCAUUGGGGAAAUCUCUCUCCUUGGUAUUCUGUGCCAUCAUUUGGGUUGGAUUCAUCUCCGUUGGUGCCGGAUGGAUGUCGUGUAACAAUGCUGAACAUCCUUCAUCGUCAUGGGGCCCGAUAUCCAACUUCUUCCGGGGAGGGCGUUGGUCCUGCCGGCUUCGCGACUCGAUUGCAUAAUGCUCUUACUUCCGGGAAGACGUGGUCAGCAGGUGGAGACCUAGACUUCUUGAAUGACUGGGUCUGGAUGCUGGGAGCGGACGUCUUGACGCCAUUCGGCCGCGAACAAAUGUAUAAACUUGGUGUUGACCUGCGCAUCAAAUACGGGUUCUUGCUCAAUAAUUUCACUGUGAGUCAGACCUUGCCAGUGUUCCGUACCGAGUCGCAGGAUCGCAUGCGUUCGUCGUCUGAGAACUUCGCCCUGGGCUUUUUCGGGGAGCGAGCCAAGGAUCAAUAUUUGGCUAGCAUUACGGUAGAAGCCAGUGGCUUCAACAACACUCUGUCUCCCUACUACACGUGCCAUAACUCGUUCGACUGGAACAAGUCAUACAGGCAGACUCCUUACAUGAAGAUAUGGUUACCAACGUAUCUAAAGGACACAUUACCGAGGAUCCAGAGCAUGCUUGAAGGCUUCGAACUAUCUUAUGACGAUAUCUUCACAAUGCAGACGAUCUGUGCGUAUGAGACUGUUGCUCUUGGAUACUCAGCCUUCUGCGGUUUGUUCACACAAGAAGAAUGGGAAGGCUUCGAGUAUGCAUGGGACAUCUACUUCUGGUACGACUCUGGCUGGGGAUCCCCGGUAGCCCGUGGCCUGGGCCUUGGCUACGUGAAGGAACUCGUUGCACGCUUGACCAAUACACCAAUCGCUGUGCACGACUCAACGACCAACAGCACACUGGAUGAUAACCCUAUUACGUUCCCUCUUGGUAGCAGUCUCUACGUAGACGCAACCCACGAGACCGUUGUCCUAAACAUCCUCACUGCUCUGAAUCUUUCCUCUUUCGCAGCAGCAGGACCGCCUCCGGCAGAUCACAUUCCUGAGAAGCGUUCGUUCAUAGCCUCGCAAGUAGUGCCAUUUGGAACCAAUGUCCAGUUCCAAGUUUUAUCUUGCGCCGCGACGCCAGAUCCUCAGAUUCGCAUCAUUCUCAAUGAUGGUGUCGUUCCGUUGGAGGGUCUUGGGGACUGCCCAUAUCAACAGGAUGGUAUGUGCGCGGUGCACACCUUCGUGGCCGCCGAGCAGAAAAUCCUGCACGAGCACGACUGGUCCUGGUCCUGCACAGGGAACUGGACCAUUCCUCCUGGAAUGGAUUGGCAGACUACCACUGGGGAUUGUCCUCCCCGGCACGCAUAG